Pocillopora verrucosa is the source of this 1362-nucleotide messenger RNA. The record is from RefSeq and is a predicted model, not a curated record. Lineage: Eukaryota; Metazoa; Cnidaria; Anthozoa; Scleractinia; Pocilloporidae.
UGCUCAUAAUCCUGUGAUUCCCAUUCCUGUAUCAUCAACACAAGCUUCUGCUUUUAUUUCUGAUCCUCCCUCAUCUGCCCCUGAAGUUUUUGCAAGCCUCAUUUGCCCUCCUGCUCCUUUAUCAACACCUGCUGUCACCACUUCUGUUUCUGAUCCUCCCUUUGCAACAUCUGAAGGUCACAUUCAACCUCCUCUUGUAUUUGAGGACAUUGUAAAGAGGAAAUUUGGGAGUGAAUCAGUUUACUGUGGUAAUACAUGGCAAUCUGUACUGCAAACCUGCAGUGAACUGAAUCAGAUCCAAACAUCAAAGAUGCUGAGUAUUCUAGGAAAACUGAAUGAAGAUACUGAAAUCCAUACAAUCAUAAAGUACCAAAUUGCAAGGGACAUUUAAUGGUGCAUGGUCACAUUGCCUUGGGAGGUGGACUCAAGUUUAUCUCCUCACAUCCUGGAACAUCUCUCAAAGAUCUCUCCUUGUCAGUUUAUCAACAGCAAGAAUCAGUGCAGACUUCCUGAAGGAUUUUCCAGCUAUGUUGACCAGUCUAUUUAUGAGCUUGGUCUGGAGUCAUUCUACUCAAGUGGGGAUGGAAACUGCUUCUAUAAUUCACUAUCCAUACUCGUGUCUGGACAUGAAAGUGACAUUGAAAUUUUUAGACUGGGUGCAGCAAUGUAUGGUCUUGCUCACUAUGACCACAUUGUUGAUGCAAAUGCGACGCAUUUUACUGAUAGAGGUGAUGCUUUGCAGUGGGCAGCCAGUGUGAGCCUUUCACCAAACGAGGUUCAGGAAAUUAAAGACAAAUCCAUUCCAGAAAUUGUCGCAAAAAGGUAACCUUUGCUGCCGGCUUUUUAAAGAAAGCAAUACAACAGCACUGCGAUCUGUCUGGGGCUGUAUGGUACAACACAAAACAAAGUCGUCCUUGUUGCUUCCAGCCAGACAGGGAAGAGGGGCCCUUUCACAUCAUCUGGCUGCCACUUACAGGACAAGGAAACACCUUCAACCAUAUAUGCCCCCUUCUGCCAUGGAAGUGUGGUGCACUGCGUGUUUUGGCGAGGACUUAACACCCAACAUUCAAGUCGCAAUGAGAUGGUGCAGUGCCUUACCUGCUUUGCGUGGUACCACCGCGUUUGUUUGGGCAUACCUUUCGAAGAGGCCAAGGAGUCCACCAUAGUGGAUUGUGGCUGCACGUUGCCCCACCCAUAUCGGAGCCACGACAUGUGAGUGUACAGUGGAAUCCCUAUUUUUCGAACCUCCUGAUAACUCGAACCCUUGAAAUUCUGUUUCCCUUCCCUCAGUCGAACACUGCAACUUUACCCCGAUUCCUAAAGCUACCUUAUUAUUUGAAGAAAGUUUUGUUUAUCUUGAAU